AUGACCGGUGAAACACAUCCAGCUACCUCCGGCGAACGGAACUCUCAUUUAAAGUUUUGUAUCACACCACACCACCAGCACAUAAACCAGACCACACCAACCACACCACAUCACACCACACAAACCACAGCACAUAAACCAGACCACACCAACCACACCACAUCACACCACACAAACCACAGCACACAAACCACACCACACCACACCAACCACUCCAACCACACCAAACCACACCACACCACACCAACCACUCCAACCACACCACUCCAACCACACCACACCACACCAACCACUCCAACCACACCACACCACACCAACCACACCAACCACUCCAACCACACCAAACCACACCAACCACUCCAACCACACCACACCAACCACAGCACAUCAACCAGAUCACACCACAUCACACAAACCACACCACACAACACCACACUACACCACUCCAACCACACCAACCACUCCAACCACUCCAACCACACCACACCAACCACAAAAAUCAACCAGAUCACACCAAAUCACACAAACCACACCACACAACACCACACUACACCACUCCAACCACACCACUCCAACCACACCAACCACACCACACCACACCACUCCAACCACGCCACACCACAUCACACCAACCACAGAAAAUCAACCAGAUCACACCAAAUCACACAAACCACACCACACAACACCACACUACACCACACCAACCACACCCCACCAACCACACCACACCACGCCAUAACACACCACUCCAACCACGCCACACCACAUCACACCAACCACACCCCACCAACCACAUCACACCACAUCACAACACACCACACCAACCACACCCCACCAACCACAUCACAUCACACCAUAACACACCACUCCAACCACGCCACACCACAUCACACCAACCACACCACACCAACCACACCACACCACACCAACCACACCCCACCAACCACAUCACACCACACCAACCACAACACACCACACCAACCACACCCCACCAACCACAUCACAUCACACCAUAACACACCACUCCAACCACGCCACACCACAUCACACCAACCACACCACACCAACCACACCACACCACACCAACCACACCCCACCAACCACAUCACACCACACCAACCACACCACACCAACCACAACACACCACACCAACCACACCACACCACACCAACCACACCCCACCAACCACAUCACACCACACCAUAA
Cheilinus undulatus (humphead wrasse) is the source of this 1206-nucleotide messenger RNA. RefSeq names its product histidine-rich glycoprotein-like. The record is from RefSeq and is a predicted model, not a curated record. The coding region runs from base 1 to 1206 and encodes 401 amino acids. The transcript has 3 exons. Lineage: Eukaryota; Metazoa; Chordata; Actinopteri; Labriformes; Labridae.